UCUCCGGAUCAAUACAAAACCCGACUUUCGAUCCUAGUUCUUUUAAUCUCAACCAUUUAUUCAAGGGGCGUUUUACUUGUAAAAGACUAUUAUCUAAUCAGAAACGAUGGCAGGAGACCCGUGGGUUAUCCAGCCUCACGAGCAUGCCAAGUUUGCGGAACACUUCCGUAAUCUUGGACCCAUCAAUGGUACCCUUACCGGAGAGCAAGCAAAGAGAUUCAUGUUGCAAUCUCAAUUACCACCACCAAUUCUCGGUCAGAUCUGGUCUCUUGCGGAUACAAAUGCAGAUGGAAAACUCGACCUUAAAGAGUUCUCUAUUGCGUGCAAGAUAAUCAACCUCAAACUCCAUGGAAUUGAAAUACCUAAAGUGUUGCCACCAUCAUUGCUCGCAUCUCUGAGUCCUACAGGACCAAAACAAUUUGUAACACCCACAAAGCCUCCAAUCCCUCCAAUGCCAAUAAUCCCAACUCAACCCCAACAGCCAUUAAUUUCAGGUCUACCCACACAACCGAUCCAAUCUCAACCGAUCCAAUCCAACCAAUCACUACUCGGAGAUUUCGGUUCUCAACCUUUAAUUAAUACAGGCCCAACUGUACCACAACCAUCACCUAUCUUACCACCAACAAAACCAACCGUACCUGAUCUCAUAUCAGGUGUAAAACCACCCCAAACUCAACCAUUAGUUGGUCCACCGUUAAUACCAAACCAACCAUUGAUCCCAACAGCUCCAAUCACUCAACCACUCUCACAGCCUUUGAUGAGUCAAACUCAAACUUUAAUGAGUCAAACUCAAUCAAUAUCUACAUCCCAACCGUUGACUACUCAACCAUUAAUGGGUUCCCAACCUUUAAUACCAUCUCAGCCAUUGAUCGGUUCAUCUCAAACAUUAAUCCCAAUGUCGGACCAAACUCAACCACUCAUCAGUACAGCACCAACUCAACAAACUCAACCUCUAGUAGGAAAUCAACCGUUAGUGGGAACAACUCAACCACUCAUUGGACCAACACCAUUAAUCCCGUCAUCCCAACCCCAACCUAUACCAACAGGAACUACCGUUGGUUCGUUGAUCAGUAGCCCACCAAAGGCCAGUGUUACGACGGUCGCGGAUUCAAUUUCAAGUCAACCAGUGACUUCUACACCAAUCACUGCGGUUAAAAGUGAUUCAUUUUCUAAACCUGCUUCUUUAGUGGGAAGUCCUGCAGAAUCCCCCAUGGGUGUCAUGACACCACCGCCUACUGUCGAAUGGGGGAUACCACAACCGCAAAAACUUAAGUACACUCAACUAUUCAACGUAACUGAUCGUGCGAAGACAGGCUGGGUGUCAGGUGCACAAGCAAGAGCACUCAUGCUCCAGUCUCGGCUACCUCAGCCCGCACUGGCUCAGAUAUGGGCACUGGCAGAUCUGGACGCUGAUGGAAAACUUGGCUGCGAGGAGUUUGUCCUAGCGAUGUACUUAUGUGAGAGAGCUACUCACGGUGAUCCAGUACCCGCUAAGUUACCUCCUGAACUUAUACCUCCUACAUUCAGACGUGAAUCGGUGACAAGCACGAGUAGUGCCAAGUCCUACGAAGAGAGAAGAAGAGAGAAUAUGGCAAGAGGACAGGCAGAGUUAGAACGAAGGAGAUCUCAGUUAGCUGACGCUCAUAUGAAGGAGAAGGAAGAAGAGGCCGAAAGAGAACGGAAGGAGAGAGAAGAAGCCGAGAAGAGAGAGAAACUACGUCUAGAAGCUCAGAAGAAGGAACAAGAAGAAUUAAUGCGGAAACAGAAAGAAGAACAGGAGAAAAGAGAAGCAGCAAGGAAAGAGAUGGAAAGACAGUGUCAGUUGGAGUGGGAAAAGAAGAGGACUCGUGAGCUCGAGGCCCUAAGGGCUGAUGAGCAGGCCAAGGUUCUAGCCCUUAAGGCCCGCAGUGCGACCCUAACAGCAUCUCUAGGGGCAGCUGCACAGAGGGCCUCGACAUUAGCAAAGUCGAUACGUGACACGCGCACCAGUGUCGCUGCUGCCAAGUGUACAAUUGAUGGCAUGAGAUCGGAUCGUGAUGCCAGUAUGGCUGAAAUGCAACAAUUAAAAGCUAAAGUGAAAGAAUUAAACGCUAAACAAAUCGCUUUGAAUAAAGAGAAAGCUGAAUUAGAUGCUAAGGCUAAAGUGUCAGAAGGUUCUGGAGAAGAUGGUAAAUUAAAUAUGAUGGAAGUAACUUUGAAACAACUUAAAGAUAAGGUGGAAGCGGCUAAAGCACUAGUUGAUACUAAAAAAUCAGAUCUAGAAAGUAAUCAGAAACAACUGUCAGAUUUGACAGAUACUGUGACACAAUUGGGUGAUAAAUGUGAGAGAGUAUGGAAGAUGUAUGAAGAGAAGAGGAAAGAGUUUGUGGAGAAGAGAAGUACAGCGCCCGCGGAACAAGCUUGGACUGCCGAUGCAGAAUGGGGUGCAAAUGAAGAUGCUUGGGGUGGUAGUGAAGAUGCGUGGGGUGAUGCAGCUACCACUAAUGCUACAGAGGCAGUAUCCACUAGCUCUGCCCCUCGUUGGAGGUGUGUGUAUGAGUUUAAUGCGAGAACUGCUGAUGAAUUAAGUUUGCAGCCUGGAGAUUUGGUAAGUGAAGCAAAUGCACCAAGAGCUGAUGCUGAACCAGGUUGGCGUUGGGGUACAGCUAGAGGUCAAUCAGGUUGGUUCCCUGAAUCUUACGUGGAGGAUAUAAAUGCAGCGAUGUCGUAUGUAGAACCAAUGGAAGUCAUAGAAACUAAAACACCAUUAGAAGGUAUAGCUGAAGUACCUGAAGCUGAAAUCACCAAUGACUUAGGAGGAGCUAUGCCUAUAGUUGAAGGAGGCGACUUCUAUAUCGCUGCAUAUCCUUACGUAUCCUCUGAACCUGGUGACCUCACAUUUGAAGCUGGUGAGAGGAUAGAAGUGUUGAGAAGAGAUGGAGACUGGUGGACAGGCAGGAUUGGGAAUAGGAAUGGUAUCUUCCCAUCUAAUUACGUAACAAAAGAUACGAUAUCAUCAAGUGAACCUAUAUCCACUAUCCCGGAGGCCGCAGAGCCCGCCCCUGAACCAGAAGCACCGCCUAUUGCGGAAGCCCCGCCCACUUCUGUGGCCCCGCCCACAAACAAUACGCCACCUGUCACAGAUGUUGACUUUGUACCUACAUCUCCGCCUGUACAGGAGCAGAAGUCUUCAACCCCCAUAUCAUCAGAGGUGGCGGCGAUCACGGAGUCUGCGGGGGCUGCGCCCUCCCCCCGCCCCGCCUCCGUCACCCGCCGGGACUCCACGCGGGACUCCGGCCGGGAGUCGGGCCGGGACUCUGUCACCGGUCGCAAGAAAAACGAGAUCGCUCAAGCUAUCGCCUCUUAUACAGCUACGAGUGCGGAGCAGCUGUCCCUACAGAAGGGUCAGCUGUUGGUGGUCCGCAAGAAAGCGGACAGCGGCUGGUGGGAAGGGGAAUUGCAAGCCAAGGGAAGGAACCGGCAGGUCGGCUGGUUCCCUGCCAGUUAUGUCAAGGUACUCCAAUCUUCAGGCAGAACAUCAGGACGUACGACUCCGGUGUUAUCCAAAAUGGAUACAGUGCCAUCAGAGACUGUCAUAGACAAGGUGAUAGCUCUAUAUCCAUACACAGCACAGAACGCUGACGAGCUGAGCUUCGAAAAGGAUGACAUCAUAGCUGUCACUGACAGGAGCCAGGAUCCCGCGUGGUGGCAAGGUGAACUCCGCGGUAUGACUGGACUAUUCCCGAGCAACUAUGUCACUAAACUUGUUAAUUAAUUACAUACAAACAUACAUACAU
Messenger RNA from Papilio machaon (common yellow swallowtail), 3776 nucleotides. It is a transcript of the gene Dap160, whose product is annotated as intersectin-1. Bases 107 to 3754 code for a protein of 1215 amino acids. Gene Ontology annotation, cellular component: cytoplasm; presynaptic membrane; clathrin-coated pit. The transcript has 27 exons. NCBI's taxonomy places the organism in Eukaryota, Metazoa, Arthropoda, Insecta, Lepidoptera, Papilionidae. The record is from RefSeq and is a predicted model, not a curated record. Gene Ontology annotation, molecular function: protein binding; molecular adaptor activity; calcium ion binding. Gene Ontology annotation, biological process: clathrin-dependent synaptic vesicle endocytosis; endosomal transport.